AUGAAAUCGUUAAAGAAGCAGCUUCGUCUAGCAGAAGAGGCGAGAGACGAUGCACAAGUGCACAGCAAUGAAUUACGUGAGACGCUGCUGUCGUCCGAGUCUCGAUGUAAGCGUCUUCAGCGCGAACUGGAGCUACUGGAGCAUGUUUCCUACUUCUCGCAAGCUAUCACUGACGACUGUGAUGCAGAAGAUCCGGCUAUGCCGUCACCGUUAGGGAUCAAACGAAGGCGGUCCUUCCUCGCGGCGAAUGCUGUGCCGUAUUCACCGUUCCCAAGGUCUGUCGUCGCUGAAGACGGCGAGCAGGUUACCGUGUCCAAGUCGGAGUUGGAGACUCACAAGAAACUCCACCACUAUUUCCACUUAACGGCGUUAAGUAUUAUCAACGAAAACAAUUUGCACGAACGCUGCUUCAGCUCAUCAAGUCGCCUCACGAUCGACAUGUGGUACCGUGAGAUCAGUGCAAAAGAAGUUCCGUUCCUCAUGUGGCACUCGUGGCUCAUCAACCGCAUCAGUGAAGUAGCUGCGUCUGUACAAGACGAAGAUAAAAUGCCUCAGCCGCCGACGUCUUCCUCAAAGCACCCAAGUUUCGGAGGCGCUUUCCACGGGUUUUCACUGAGGAAAAAAAGCGAUAGUGGCGAGAACGGCGCGCAGAACGCACUUCCGUCACCACCGACGGCGUCACCAGGGGCGUCGCCAGUGGCUCGUGUGCCGUUUACAGUGGCACGAGCAUUCUUUCGUUUGCUGCGAAAGAGAACUCAUGCAGGAGCAGACUCUUCACAAGUCAAUGGGUCUCCGGUUAGUGGUUCUCCCGCUGGAUAA
This is a messenger RNA of Phytophthora infestans T30-4, 819 nucleotides long. RefSeq lists its product as uncharacterized. The transcript is spliced from 2 exons. Bases 1 to 819 code for a protein of 272 amino acids. Lineage: Eukaryota; Oomycota; Peronosporomycetes; Peronosporales; Peronosporaceae. The record is from RefSeq and is a predicted model, not a curated record.